CUUGGUCCCAUCUCAGUUCUUCUCUCUAUAUCUAUCCCCACAUUUCAUUGCAUUGAUUCUCUUACAAAACACCAUCUCUCAGUCGUUAUUUCUCUCUCCCCUCUAUGUCUAAAAUGUUUAGCAGAGUUGCAAUGACCAACUAUGUUGUUGUUCUUAUUUUUUCCUUAACAUUCUUAGAACAUGGAUUAUUGUUUCAAAGGGUGACCUCUCUUGGCAUAAACUACGGUCAAGUCGGUGACAACCUUCCUCCACCAGACAAAGUUAUACAACUCUUGGGCUCACUCCAUAUCAACAAGACAAGAAUAUACGACACAAACCCUAAAGUCUUAACCUCAUUCGCCAAUUCCAACAUUGAGAUCUUCGUCACCGUCGAAAAUCAAAUUCUUCCCAGCUUAGUCGACCCUCAACAAGCUCUCCAAUGGGUCACGUCCCGUAUCAAACCCUACUUUCCGGCCACCAAGAUCGGCGGCAUUGCUGUCGGCAACGAACUAUACACCGAUGACGACUCGAGCCUCAUAGAAUAUCUUGUGCCUGCAAUGAUGAGCAUUCAUGCUGCUCUCGUCCAAACCGGUCUAGACAAGUACAUUCAGGUCUCGACUCCGAACUCACUAUCAGUGCUUCAAGAAUCUUACCCUCCCUCCGCCGGAUGUUUCAGACCGCAAGUCGCCGGCGUAAUGACGCAGCUUCUAAGUUUCUUGCAUAGCACGAAAUCCCCUUUUUGGAUCAACGCUUACCCUUACUUCGCUUACAAGGAUUCCCCAACAAAGAUCCCACUAGAUUACGUACUCUUCAACCCUAACCCUGGAAUGGUUGACCCCUACACCAAGUAUCAUUACGACAACAUGCUCUAUGCUCAAGUAGACGCUGUGAUCUUCGCCAUGGCAAGGCUUGGCUUUGAAGAUAUAGAGGUUGGGGUCUCAGAGACUGGUUGGCCAUCUAAAGGCGAUGGAGAUGAGGUUGGAGCCACCGUGGCCAACGCAGCAGUUUAUAACAAGAAUCUUCUAAAGAGACAACUUCAGAGUGAAGGAACGCCAUUGAGAAAAAACAUGAGACUUGAUGUUUAUCUCUUUGCUCUAUUUAAUGAAGACCUUAAACCAGGACCAACCUCUGAGAGAAACUAUGGAUUGUAUCAGCCUGAUGAGACCAUGGCUUACAAUGUAGGUUUAUUAUCAUCAUCACAAUCAUCUACUUCUUCAACUAAUUCUAUUGUUUCCCUCACUUCUUCUGCCGCUACGGAUAUAAAGAGGGGACAUCAACGGUUAAUAUAUUUUAUAUGCGUUUACUUGAUGGCCAUUCAUAUGCUAAUUAGAAGACGGGACUAGAAGCAGAAACAAAUUACCGAGAGAAACUCUACGUGUAUAUAGAGAGGGUCCACUAAUGCGGUUCUAUUUUCAACUAGAAGAAUUAUAUUAUUUCAAGUGUCUCAGAUGAAUCUUUAAAGAAACAAAACAAUCAAAAAUGUGUUCCGACUGAUUAAUUAAGUAUCUUGAGAAGGGGAUGCAGUACUGCAAAGCAAAUCCAGUGCAUAAAGAGAAAGUGACCCUUCAUAACCAUUCGAAUUAUGUCCAUAUAAAAUAAGAAAGUCUAACGUGACCAUCAAAUGUAUUGUUUAACAUACUCGUACAAAUAAAAAGAGGAUACCAUGUAUUUA
Molecule: messenger RNA, 1651 nt
Organism: Raphanus sativus (radish)
Lineage: Eukaryota; Viridiplantae; Streptophyta; Magnoliopsida; Brassicales; Brassicaceae
Product: glucan endo-1,3-beta-glucosidase 11
Exons: 4
Coding region: 105-1322 (405 amino acids)
Biological process (GO): carbohydrate metabolic process
Cellular component (GO): plasma membrane
Molecular function (GO): hydrolase activity, hydrolyzing O-glycosyl compounds
Source: RefSeq, a predicted model, not a curated record